Molecule: messenger RNA, 4084 nt
Organism: Neogale vison (American mink)
Lineage: Eukaryota; Metazoa; Chordata; Mammalia; Carnivora; Mustelidae
Gene: TMEM263
Product: transmembrane protein 263
Exons: 3
Coding region: 212-559 (115 amino acids)
Source: RefSeq, a predicted model, not a curated record
CGCGUCCGGCGCCACGUCCGCAGCCAGAGGCCGCUACUGCCGUCGUCGCCAACGGAGUCUUCUGGCUCCAAAGCCUGAGGGAGCGCCUCCCGAACCCGCAGCUGCCCGGGGCUGUGCCAGUCGCUCAAGCUACCGCAGCGCUCUCCCGUGCAGCCGGCUCCCUCCGCCCAGCCCCAGCUCCAGGCGCCGACCCUCGACCCCGGAGGAGAUCAUGAAUCAGGCAGAUAAAAAUCAAGAACUCCCAUCAUACCUUAGUGAUGAACCACCAGAAGGUUCAAUGAAAGAUCACCCACAGCAGCAACCAGGCAUGUUGUCCCGUGUGACUGGCGGUAUCUUCAGUGUUACAAAGGGGGCUGUUGGUGCCACCAUUGGUGGUGUGGCUUGGAUUGGUGGGAAGAGUCUGGAGGUGACCAAAACAGCUGUUACAACUGUGCCUUCCAUGGGAAUAGGGCUGGUGAAAGGGGGCGUGUCUGCUGUGGCUGGAGGUGUUACAGCUGUUGGGUCUGCUGUUGUAAACAAAGUGCCCUUAACAGGAAAGAAGAAAGACAAAUCUGACUAAAAUAUGGAGAUACAUUUGCUCUCCACAGCAUUAUGAUGCCAGUGGCAUUGAAUUGCUAAAUUAUGGACUACAACGAAGUCACCUGUUCGGACGUUUAUCUUCUAAACUGCUGUGUUGAAAGUAUUGAUGACUGGCUUUUGUCUAAAAAGAAGAGACCAAUACUAGCACAGUGUAUGAAGGUUUCUCAUACUUAAAUUCCAGCUUUUUAUCUGGUAAAAUGUUACUCUUAUUCAGUUGUAACUGAAGAUAUGGUAUAUUUGAUAUUUACUAUAAGUCUUUCAGUUUAACUAAAAAAUGUGAAAGUUGAAUUUAGUUGAUGAUCUUUACAGUUCCAUAUGUAUAAUGUGCCAGGUAACUCAUUUGCCCCUUAAGAAGGGAACCUUGAACUACAUAAACUGUACCUUUGAUGUGCCUAAUAGUUUCAGAUGUCUUAGUUUUUUUUAUAACCAUAGUUGGUUAGGCCAAGAGGCAUUCUUUUCUUAUUUAAGCUGGUAAAAGUAGCAGGAAUUAGAGAAAUUUACAAGAAGAGGUAAAUGGUUUUAUGAUACUGAGUGUUUACCAUCUUUUGUUAGAUAUGCAUUACAUUAAUUUAAUCAUUGAUGCCUUAUGAAACAUCUUUUUUAAUACCCUAACCAUGUGCAGUUCUUAGAACGAUCUAUGGAUUCUUUUAAAAAUUGUGAAAUUAGCUUUCCCUCUUAAGAAUCUCAGGAGUGGUGGGUUAAAGGCAUUUCUUGCUCUCAGCAGCUAAGGUAGUGCUUGUAGGUGUUUUGUUAACGGUCAGUGUAGUUACCAGCCGAACGUUACAUUUCAGUCUGGUUUCAUGCUCCAUCUUUAAUUCACCUCACAGUGCCUAAGGAGUAUUUCUUUGCUGGUCAUAAGCUCUCUUGGAAGUUUCACAUUAAGGAGGAACAGAUAAUUUUAAAUUCUUAAGAAUCCCCUAAAGCAUCCCACAUACAAAAAAAUCUUCACAUCAAUUUUACCUUUAGGAUGGCUUAAAAUGUUAGCAGUACCCCUUUUUAAAAACACAGUAAAAGCAGCCACAAAUAUGGGGGAGCUGACUUUGAAAUUGAAUGAAAUGGGCUCCACAGAUUAGUUUUGAAUGUAAGAUAUGUAUACAAGUGCUGUCAGUGGUUUAUAGGCUUUUAAAACGUUAUAUUACAAUCAAUCCUUAAAGAAGUCAUAGACUUUGUACCAUUUCCAAGUCAACUUCAGGCAGGGAAUUGAAGUUUUUGAUUGUGGAUGAUAAAGUGCGUCAUGUCUCCUUAACAUGUCUCAUCAUGCCCCAUUCAUUCUCAAGGAAUAUGACUUAGCUGGAAUUCAUCAUUUUUUACAUAUUCCAUUUCAUGAAAAAUUUUUAAAAGUGGCACAUAUAUUUGGUAUUCCUCUUAACUGAGGGUUAUAAUCCAGGUUUGUAAAAUCUUAGUUUUCUUUAACUUAAAUCUGGACAUUUGCCUCCAUUUUGCAGAAGUGUUUGUUUGUGUAGCAAAGGAGGUGAUGCUCUGGAGCAAGUCAGUCAGAAUACAUCCUUGAGAACGUAAAACAGAUCACUCUAGCAUCCAAGGCUUUAAUGUCUUUCUGAACCACUAAGAGCUUUACAUUAAUAGUGUGGAACAACAAAUGGGUAAGAACAUAACUUUUUUAAAAGCUUUCAUAAACACCAGGAGGGAUCUUAAGCAAACCUGCAAAGGUUCUACCAUUAUAUACAAAACUGAAAAUUUGAGUUCAUCAUAAAUGGUCAUUUAUUUCAUGCUCUAUGACUUAAGGUAUUUUGGGUGGUGUAUCUGGUCAAAUGUCAUAAUCGGCAAAAGGGAUUUUUAAAAGUGACUCCAGAGUUAAUUGAUGAACUCUAAACAGUGAUCUAAAAAGUGGUAUUGGAGAACUUAUUUCCUGCUAUUUGAAAGAAAUGAUUGCUUCAUUGCUAGUUUAUAUUUCUAAUUUAUCUUCUAUAGUCAUAGGUUCUGCUGUGCUUUGCACCUGAAUUUCUAAACACAGACUUUAGUUUACUGUGUGCUUGCAUAUUUAUUUUCAACCUUGUCUUUAAAAUUGCUUGAGGAAAAAUGGUUGUAUUUCUGCCACAGAAAAGCCUUCUGGUACAUUUUAGCUCUGAACUAUAACUUUAUUCAGGAGAGGCUUUUGCAAGGAUGGCAGAGAAGUGUACAAAGGAACGUUUGUUACAGAGGUUCUUGUUGCAGUGAACUGGCCAUCAGAUGACACAUGCAGUCGUACAUUUGAGUCUUCUCCAGGGUAUUUGCGUAGACUGGCAGUUUGACCUGUGAAACAGUACUGGUUCACUUCAAGAAACUAAGGUUGAUACAUACACUUGGAGGCAUCUGUUAUUCAGUGUAUCUUUUGAGUGGGUAUUUGGCACAGUGAGGAUGAACUUGUGUGACCCACCUGAAUGCCUGAUCUAAUAAUGUUGCAUUAUGAAUCCUGUACUUAGUGAAAUGUCAGAUGAAGAUGAUUGGUGAUUGAAUAAAAAUUUUUUUGUAUAAAGGAAUGGGAAAAGAAUACAUAAAUCUGUCAAUAAACACUAUGACCUGCAAAAGAUGAAAUGUUUCAUAAAGAUCUAAGGAAAUAAAGGAAAUUUAAAGGAAAAACAGGAUAGUAUUAAAAUUUUUAGUUCCAUAGUUCAGAAAGUAGUCAGUUUUUUUGAUACUAAUGCACAAACAUGACAAAACAUCUUUGAAUAUGUAUUUUGAUACCAAGACAGUGAAAUGCAAAUACAUUUUAGUCAACUCUGAUGAAGAUUAAUAAUGCAGAUUUUUAGGUUUUAUCCCAACUUUCUGAAUCUCUGCAGGUAGGGCCCAGGCCUGUAGUUCAGUAUCCUCCACAGCUGAUUCUUGUUAACAAUUUGGGAUCUGAUGUAGAAGUAGGGAGCGUUUUACUCUGUCCUAAGUAACUAUGGAACCAACUUGCAUCCCUCACUGGACAGAAGUGAUUCAGAGAGAUGGGAACCAGUUGGAGGAACGUAGAAAAUUGGCACAUACUAGCUGUCUACUUACCUGCCAGGUGUUGUCCACACAUCAUCUGAUUUCAUCAGUACCGUGGAAGUAUCUCUUUUUACAAGUACAAAACAGGCUUUUAGUGUUAGCAGUUUUCCCAUGAUCACUUUUGAAUUCAAGUAAAUCCCUUUUCCAAUUAAUACCCAGAAACAGAAAUGGGGCUACUCAGUAACUAGUACUUCAUUCUGCUGUUGGUAGGCAGUGCUGACUGUACGCUUCAUCUACCAGGCUAACUUGAGUUCUCUGGAAGUCUUAUAGGUAAUCAUACUUAUUUUGGCAGCUAAUUACAUUUGUCAUCGAAAUGAAUUUAGUGUAAUUAUGAACUGUUUAAGGGAAAUAGUUUUGUUGUUAGAGCCUUUUCUUCACGGAGGAAAUAAAAUUUGACUAGUGUUUUAUGUAAGGAUGUCUCUCCUUGCUAUAUUGUGGAUAUUGAAGAUUUCAUAUUAGGGAAAAAGAAAGGUUCAAGGGCUAAAAACUAAUGGAACAGGAUUUGGUCUAAGGAAAAAUAAAGUAAUUACAUGUU